Mytilinidion resinicola is the source of this 1735-nucleotide messenger RNA. RefSeq names its product thiamine diphosphate-binding protein. The transcript is spliced from 3 exons. Bases 51 to 1262 code for a protein of 403 amino acids. Lineage: Eukaryota; Fungi; Ascomycota; Dothideomycetes; Mytilinidiales; Mytilinidiaceae. The record is from RefSeq and is a predicted model, not a curated record. Gene Ontology annotation, molecular function: catalytic activity. Gene Ontology annotation, biological process: branched-chain amino acid catabolic process; response to nutrient.
GAACUCCAAGAAUCUCACAUAUAUAUGCUUAUUAGAUUGCACUUGUAGCUAUGGCCGCAAAACCGCAGUCACUGCGACCCCUCGCCAGUCUCCUCCGUCCACGCUCCGCCUACCGCUGUCAACAACACCAACAGCAACCACAAUUUAGGUCAUAUUCGGCAGCUCCUCCGGGAGCACGUCUAAAUGGUACCGUUAACUACGACACCACCUCCAUCCUCAAUCACACCUCGAAAACUGCCCUCUCGAAUCCUGAACUCCCCGAAAAUGUCCGAACCGGCCCUACCAAGAGCAUAAACCUUUACACAGCGGUGAAUGAAGCUAUGCGGCAUGCCCUCCAGACAGACGAGCGCGUGUUGGUGUUUGGGGAGGAUAUACAGUUUGGAGGCGUUUUCCGGUGUACAAUGAACUUGAACGAGGACUUUGGCACAGAGAGGGUGUUUAAUACACCACUCUCGGAACAAGGGCUGAUAGGGUUUGCAAUUGGAGCUGCCUCGGAGGGCAUGCGGCCAAUUGCGGAGAUACAGUUUGCGGACUACGUGUAUCCGGCGUUUGACCAGCUGAUAAACGAGUGUGCAAAGAUGCGGUACCGGGCUGGCAAGACGGAUAUGCACUGUGGUGGUUUGGUCGUGAGGAUGCCGGCUGGAGUUGUCGGACAUGGGGCUCUCUACCACUCUCAAUCUCCAGAAGUACUCUUCACGCACGUACCCGGCUUACGCGUGAUUAUUCCACGGUCUCCCAUACAAGCAAAAGGCCUUCUUCUAGCCGCGAUCGCAUGCAAUGACCCCUGCAUCUUCUUGGAACCCAAAAUUCUCUAUCGCGCGGCAAAAGAACACGUUCCGGUCGGCGGCUACACCCUACCACUUGACAAGGCCGAGAUCCUGAAAACAGGGUCAGAUGUGACAGUCGUGUCAUACGGCACACCUCUAUAUACCUGCGAAGCUGCGAUUCAAAAAGCAGAGAAAGAUCUCGGAUGCAGUGUCGAGCUGAUUGAUCUGCGGACUAUCUACCCAUGGGAUCGGGAGACGAUUUUAAACAGUGUACGAAAGACAGGCCGUGCUAUUGUUGUACACGAGAGCAUGCAAAACGCAGGCGUUGGCGCGGAAGUUGCCGCGACAAUCCAAGAGGGUGCAUUCACGAGGCUUGAAGCACCAGUGAAGAGGGUAGCGGGCUGGGCGACGUUCACCGGGCUGGCUUACGAGCAGUUCGUCAUCCCGGAUGUCGCAAGGGUGUACGAUGCUAUUAAAAAGAUAAUCGAGUAUUAAGCAUUAGAAGUCAAUUACAGAGGGGGACUAUAGGAUAGUAACCAUCUAAUGAUGCUCAAUGCAUUCCAUUUCAAACAAUUUUGCAUUUUCUCUCCUAUCAUAUUGCACGUAGGCGUUAUUCUAUCCUUCGUAUCUGCACUUUCAACUACGUUUCCAUUUUGAGGACAUUGGCCAUUUCAGUACCCAAUUCCUCCUGCAGGAUGUUCUCGGAUACACUUUCAAAAUUAAAAUCCUGAAGCUACUUGACUAUAUCAUCUGAACCAAUUACUUACCUACCAGAGGGAUAGGGCCAAGUUUACAGAAUUCACAUACCAAGGUACUGUAUACCUUGAGCAAUGCCUACUUUGAGUGCUAGUUUAGGUAGAACGCCGACCCUUAAAUAAGCCUAGGGUCUUGUUAGCUCCGAUGACUACUUUGUCUACUGCUACUUUGAGCGCUGUAUGCUUUUGAUCUAUUAGUGUGUGGGCAUCAAU